This is a messenger RNA of Ostrea edulis (European flat oyster), 6176 nucleotides long. RefSeq lists its product as uncharacterized. The record is from RefSeq and is a predicted model, not a curated record. NCBI's taxonomy places the organism in Eukaryota, Metazoa, Mollusca, Bivalvia, Ostreida, Ostreidae. Bases 73 to 1734 code for a protein of 553 amino acids. The transcript has 2 exons. Gene Ontology annotation, molecular function: zinc ion binding.
GACUACCAUAGUCAACGCAGUGGUUCUAAGGCUUCUUCGACUAUAAGACAUGACCUACAUACCUAGAAUGAAAUGGCGAGCACUAUCAAUCAAGGUCAGUUUUUGAUUACUUGUGGGCUUUGUGAUAAGUCUACACAGCAAUACUGCAACAGCUGUCAAAUGAAUUUAUGUGUAGAUUGUGUAAGUGUCCACGUGGAGAAACUGAAAACGCUAAAGCAUGAUAUUGUCCCUUACCAGGACAGAGAUGUCAAAUUUACUUUCCCACUUUGUGCACAGCAUUCAAAUCAAAGAUGUGAAGCCCAAUGCCAACAAUGUGAUGUACAAGUCUGUAUGAAAUGUAUCAUCAGCAAUCAUAAAGGACACGCUAUUGGCGAAAUACCCAAUAUUUUCAAUAUCCAGAGAUUGGGAAUAGAAAAAGAUACAUCAGAAUUAGAAAAGGUCCUCAUACCAAAGUACAAACAAAACGAAAAAGAUGUCGAUGCUAAGAUCCUAAAGGUAACGCAAGAGCAUGAAGAAAUGGAAAAUGAAGGUGGAAAACUUAGGUGCUUCUGGCAUCAAGAAGUGAAUCGCAUUUUCGAUACCAUUAGAUCUAAUGUCAGAUCUUCAAAGGACGAUCAAACAACAUCGCUGAAGGCACAUCAAGCUAAAGUAAGAGAUGAAGUAAUCAAGAUGACUAAAACACUUCAGCACAAUAAAGAAAUUCUGCUGUCAAACAAAGUGCUUGACGUUACCAAUUACAAAUCCCAAAUAAAUGAGUAUAGAGAUAUGCCCAAAUUGAGCGACGUGGAUAUUCCAGCAUUGAAAACGAAUGUUCUUCUUGGCCAGGAAAUCAGGAUCGCUUUCGGAGAUUUUGAAGCUGCAUUAACACAAGUCAUGGCAUCAGAUUUAAGCACAACUUUCCCUCAUUUGCCGAAGAAGGACCUACUGAAUCCCGUAUUAAUAUUGACCAAUGUUGCAACGGCAGUAAAACCGCUUUUCAGAAUUGCCAUUGCCGGUACAAAUGAAAUUUGGGUCAGUGGAAUUCAGGACAAAACGAUACGACGCUACAAUAUAAAAGGGAUAGAAAUCGAUACCGUUACCACAUCAUGCCCUCAGCAACCUGAUGAUAUAUCGGUAACGAGGAAUGGGGACCUGAUUUUUACUGAUUGUUACCACAGAGAUGUGAAGAUGGUCAAAAAUGGAAAGAUUACUACAUUAUUCAGUACCCCCUGGAGAUGGCAUUCCCGGGGAAUCUGCUGUACAAAAUCGGGGGAAUUCCUCGUGAGUGUCCUACACGUUGACAUGAAACGUCGCAAAAUUCUACGUUAUCAAGAGAAUACGUUGAAACAAGAAAUAGAAAAGGAUGAACAGGGGAACCCAAUUCUUGUUGAAGGCAACUUGAUGGUAUUCCUGGCAGAAAGCAAUAAUGGAGACAUUUGUUGCAGUGACCCUAACGCCCGAGUCAUGCUCAUCAUGGACAGAUAUGGUCACGUCCGAUGUCGGUAUGAUGGUCAGAAAUCAUUGAGAGAAAAGCCGUUUGACCCUGCGGUCAUAGUGACCGAUUCUGCAAAUCUCAUAUUUGUAGCUGAUUGCAACAAUGAAUGUGUACACAUCUUAAAUCAAGAUGGGAAGUUCCUGAUAUGUUUGAUUAAAAUCGGGUCAAUGCCUGCCACGCUGGAUUUGGACAAACAGGGAAGAUUGUGGGUAGGUCUGCGCGAUGAAGGCCAGGUGAAUGUUAUCCAAUAUUUUAAGUAGAUGGAAAGCUAUGGAUUCUAAGAUCUGGGGAACAAUAUGCAGGUUUUGUGAAUCAGCCCCUGGUUGAGAACUUGCAAUGAACUUUACACUUAUAGCAGGUUCUCACUAAAACAUGAUGAAAUCCUAUAUCAACAUAAUGCAUCUCUUUUGUUGCGUUUUCCCCCUGCAAAUUCCCCUCAGCAUAAUAGACAUAUUUCGGUCAAAUAUGACCCAUAUUCAACAAGAAUUUCGGAUUUCAAACAUUUCGGUUGAGCAGCACUGAAAAGACAUUAUUUGUCGAAAUGCGCAUCUGGUGCAUCAAAAUUGGUACCGUAUACGUUUUACAUAUUUGCAACUGUGUUUAAUUUUGCCGCACGUUUGCAGCCAUGAUUAAUUACAGCAAUUCAUCAAUAUGCAGUGGUCUGGCUGCUUACAAAAAUAUUAUAUAUCGAACCUGUAACAUGUGACAUAUUUGCGGCGUGUGUGUAUUUAUGAAAGACAUUAACACUUUUUAUCAUAUUGUCUUGUAUAUUCAUCAAAGAAAGCCCACGAUAAUUCUUCAUUGUCGGUUUCAGUGGUAACCACAUGAUUCCCAAAAUUGAUUUUUUUUUCAGUAAGUCAAUCCGUAUCCAAAUAUUGUUUUUGUUUGUUAUAUGGUUUUUUUUUUUUUUUACGUCUUAAGAAUUUAUCUAUUGGUGACGUGAUAUACUCGUAUAGAGACAUCACUAGCUAUUGGUGAAGUGCUACACUUGUAUAGAGACGUCAUUAGGUAUUGGUGAAGUGCCACAACUUAUGCUUUAUCGUGUAGACGCCUGAUGUGACACUGGAUCUCUGCCUGAUGUGACACAAAACAUCCACCUGAUUUGACACGGGACCUCCACCUGAUGUGACACGGGACCUCCACCUGAUUUGACAUGGGACUUCCACCUGAUGUGACACGGGACAUCCACCUGAUUUGACAUGGGACCUCCGCCUGAUGUAACACGGAGCCUUUGCUUGAUGUGACUCGGGACCUUUGUCUAACACGGGACCUUCGCCUGAUUCGACACCGGACAUCCCCUUAAGGGACACGGGACAUCCGUCUGAUGUGACAUGGGACCUCUGCCUAAUGUGACAAGGGACCUCCGGCUAAUGUGACAUGGAGCCUCCGCCUUGUAUGACACUGAACCUCCCUCUGAUAUGACACGGAACCGCCGUCUGAUUUGCCAUGAGGCCUUCACCUGAUGUGACACUGGACCUCCACCUGAUGUGACACGGGACCUCCACUUGAUUUGACAUGGGACCUCCACCUGAUGUGACACGAGACCUCCGCCUGAUGUGACACGAAGCCUUUGUUUGAUGUGACAUGGGACGUCCACCUGAUGUGACACGGGAUCUCCACCUGAUAUUACACGUGACAUCUGCCUGGAGACAUCCGCCUGAUGUGACACGAGACCUCCGCCUGAUCUGACACGAGACCUCUGCCUGAUGUGACAGGGAACCUCCGCCUAAUCUGACACGGGACAUCCGUCCGAUGUGACAUAGGACCUCUGCCUGAUUUGACACGGGACUUCCGCCUGAUGUGACACGAAAUCUCCACCUGAUGUGACACGAGACCUCCGCUUGAUGUGAUACGGAACCUCCGUUUUUAAGGUGCUAUCAGAAACGUCCGUGACUUUCUCUCCAAACGUCAUGUGCUUAUCGAAGGAACAGCCACAUCCUUUGUUAAAAGUCUUCUGUUCGAUCUAGCGCCAGGAUUCAGAGGCGAACCCGAUCCUCCCAAGAUGGCGAAAUAAGCACUUUAACUAUUGGUCUGUCGCGACCGAUCCAGAUCAUAGUUAUCCGAGUGGACGAAAUUGUGACAUACCAUAUUAUCUCAUCGCCGUUACAGGAAUGCUUAGCAGAUAUAAAAUCUUGGAUGAACGUCAACCUGCUGAAAUUAAACGAAGAAAAAACUGAAUUUAUAGUGUUUACUUCGAAAUAUUCAAACGUUUCACCAUCUUUUCAACUGUCUUUUGGAAAUACCAUUGUUUCCAACUCGGACUGUGUUCGAAACCUUGGUGUUUUCUUCGACAGUGUACUUUCUUUUAAAAAUCAUAUUAGUUCCAUCUCUCGUUCUUGUUAUUAUCAUCUACGGAAUAUUGCACGGAUUCGUUCUUUCAUCAAUGAUGACGCCUGCAAGACACUUAUAUGUUCUCUUGUGUUAUCACGCUUAGACUAUAAAAAUGCACUAUUUAAAGGGCUACCCCAAACAGAUCUGAGCAGGCUACAGACAAAAAUUCAGCAGCUCGACUUGUUGCUCGGGUCAGGAAGCAUGACCAUAUAUCACCGGUGCUUGUGUCCUUGUACUGGCUUCCAGUUGAUUCCCGUGUUGAAUACAAUAUUUUACUACACACAUACAAGGCACUAAACGGAAAGGCACCGGCCUACAUGUGUAUAUCAGCGACCUCAUCACUGUGUACGAACCAAAAUGAUCUCUGCGUUCAUGCAAUUCACGAUUGCUAGAAAAACCCUGCGUUCGUACAAAGACCUAUGGAGAUCGAAUGUUUGAUGUAACAGCUGCCACACUAUGGAACAGUUUACCGAUAGACAUCCGUUCGUGUGGCACUGUCAAAAGUUUUAAGACAAACCUCAAAACAUUUCUUUUUAGGAAAUCUUAUAACCAUAUUUUGUAAUAUAUUCUUUUUUAAAGUAAAGGCUGGUUUGUCGCAUGAACUCGUAAUGUUUAAAUUGUUUUAUUUUAUUUGGAUGUUAUCUUUUAUGCUCUGAUUAAUCUUAUCAUGUUUUACAUUUUACAUUGUUAAAGCGCUUAGGGUAAUUACACAAAUUAUAUAAUGCGCUAUAUAAAUGCCGCACAUAAUAAUAUAAUAAAGCAUGUUAUGAACUUUUAUCCACACCAACAGUACACAGUGUUUCAUCAUUGCACGGACAGGCAGACGAAUAAAAAUCUUAUCUUGAUAAGAUUGCACCUUAUAUCGGGCAAGCAUUCUGAGAGUAUUGCAUAAGCAAUACAUGCUGAAAGGUGGUACCAAGUCACCCUGUUUACCAGUGUGGAAUAAGUUAAAUUUUUCGUUGUUCAUGCAGUUGACGCAUAUUGUUUUCAUUAGGGAUGAAAUAGUCUUAGUCAGAACUCUAUGAUAUUUAAAUUUAAUGUAUAAACAUAUAGCAUAUUCUAAAUAUAGCAAAGUAAAUUUCUGUGUGAUAAAUUUAAUUUCAAAAACAACCAAGAAAAGUUGGUAUUCUGGCAUCGUGAGACGUACCAUUUCCGAUGCAGUUAAAAAGCAUUCAGUCUGGGUCAUCGUCUUUGUAUAAAAUACGUAAUGAAAAAAGUCAAAUAAUCGUGGAAAUGGAACACAAAACAACACACAGAUAUAACAUUCAUUUCUGUAUUUGAAAUACUUAUAAAGGUUUUCUGAAAACCAAUUACUAUCAACUAUAUGAAGGCCAAUUUCAAAUCCUGUUCGUAAAACUAAUUACUAUCAACUAUUUGAAGGCCGAUUUGAUGUGAUGAAUUAAGUACUGCCGACUGAUCCGAUUUCGCUUACCUAUUACAAAGAUAUACUCGCGUGCUUAACAAAUUUGAUAUGCAUUUUCAUUAAUAUAUUCCUUUUUGCGAUUAAUGACCUUGAAAUCAAUGAAAUGAUUUCUUUUACACAAUCACCGAACAAGUUUCGACAACUACCUCUAUUCAGAGGUCCUACUUUUGCAGCCUUUCCAUCGGAACACAAUCCCAAUGGAUAUAAAAUCACAGAAUUAUAUAAAAAUGAAGUUCUUCAACACCUGUCCAUCAAACGAUACGAGAUUUGAACAUGACCUGUUGUUUGCCACUCAAACUACACUGCAAGUUUCAAAUGAAUCCUUGCAGGCAUAAUGGUUGGUUAUUUGGUUGUGUACGUCCCGUCGAGAAUUUUUCGCAGAAAGAUAAUUCGUACCCUCACGUAGGACCCAGGGUCACCCUAAUUUAGUAUGACCCAGGGCCACCCUAUUUUCUACACAGUUUACUACGUCAUUAAAAUAGUCCCACAUAAAAGUGAAAGUACAAUGCAGACGAUGUAUAAUGCACACUACCAAAGGAAAUGGAUAUUGAGCAAGUCAUAAUUGAUCAAUUACAUGUCAUCAUUUCUAAGCAAAAAAUGGUCUAAUCUUAAAAAAAGAUGAUGCACUGCUAUCUGCAUCUCUCCACCAGAUUUUCCAAAAUACGAGAAUGUGAUAUGAACCUAGCUUAUAAUUAAAUACAAUACAGUGAAAUUGAAAUGAACUUGGAAUAUUAUCCUUUUAUUUAUCAAUUAUAUGCAAUUUAUUAACAGAUAAUUAUAAGAUAAUGUUGCACCUGGAAAGGGGGAGGUGGAAGGGGUGAUCUCUGGUCGCCUUCUGAUUUCAGACAUGAAAAUUAAAUUGUCACUAUGGAUUAUAUUGAUGCUACAACAGUGUCAAAGCGAAAUGUUUAGCUCACCUGAGCCAAAGAAUAAAAUGAGCUUAUUUGA